CUCGGCGUCUUCUCCCUCGCCUCCAGCCCCCAGCUCCGUCGGGGACCUCUCCCCUCUGCCUCGCUCCCAGGCUCCGGGAAUGAGGUUUCAAGGAGUUUCGAGAUGAAAAGAGUGGGGAAGGAGGGAGUUCAUGUCAGAUGACCUUGAUUUUCUGAGUAAAGGAAGAGAUUCCAUUAGUCAAGAUUCCAGUUUUGGAACCAAGGUAACAGAUCGGAUGCAGGACAUUUGCAUGGAGACAUCAUCCAAGACGAAACAACCAAAGGUUCUUCCUUUGCAUUCCAAGAUGACAGAUACUGGAAAAUGUGAUGUUAAUUUAGAGAAACAGAAGGGCAACCCAGAAAGACAAUCCAGACAAAUAACAAUCACUCCUAGAAAAACUAAUAGUAAAGGCGGGGUACCUGGCAGAAGUUUUAGCCUGGGGUCAGUCUCUGUUCCACUGUGGAGAAGGAAAAGUCUUAGAAAAUGUGAGACACUUGAAUCAAGUAUUGGGGAUAAAAAGAAGAACGUGUCUAAGUAUAACAGAUUUAGGAAGCCUUUCAUUUAUCACUCAGACCUAAUUAAAUUUCAUAGACUACAUAGUAGAGAAAAACUUUAUGAACACAAUGAAUGUAGAAAAGCCUUUGGGAGACAAUCAAAUCUUGUUAGAAACUUGGGCAGUCUUACAAGACAGAAAUAUUACGAACGUAACAAAUAUUGGAAAGUCCUUAACCAGAGGGGAGAACUGGUUUAUCAGAGAAUUCCUCCUGGAGUAAAAUUCUUUGAAUGUAAUGUGUGUGGGGAAGCCUUUAAGGAAAAAGAAAUGCUCAAAAAACAUGAAAGUAUUCAUACUGGAAAAAAACAUUUUGAAUGUAAUAGAUGUAGGAAAAGCUUCAUCCGAAAAGAAAAUCUAAAUACCCAUAAGAAAACCCACACUGAAGUGAAAGCCUUUGAAUGUAGUGAGUGUGGGAAAAGUUUUGGACGGAAGGUACACCUUGUUAGACAUCAUAAAAUUCAUACCCGAGUGAAAUCAUUUGAAUGUAAAGAAUGUGGGAAAGUCUUUGGUGAAAAGGGACACUUCAGUAUCCACCAAAGAACUCAUACUGGAGAGAAACCUUUCACAUGUAGUGAAUGUGGGAAAACCUUCAGUGAGUGUAAAGCUCUCAAAAGCCAUCAGAAAAUUCAUAGUGAAGAGAGACCCUUUGAAUGUGAUGUAUGUAAGAAAGCCUUCAGUCAGAAGGGACACCUUAUUUCUCAUCAGAGAACUCAUACUACAGUGAGACCUUUUGAAUGUAAUGUAUGUAGGAAAUCCUUUAGUCAGAAGGGACACCUGGUUUCUCAUCAGAAAACUCAUAAAUGUAAUGAAUGUGGGAAAAUCUUCAGUGAUAGUAAUGUACUCAAAGACCAUCAGAGAACUCAUACUGGAGAGAAACUGUAUGCAUGUGAUAAAUGUGGGAAAGGCUUCAUACAGAAGUCAUACCUUGUUAAACAUCAGAGAACUCACAAUGGAGAGAAACGCUUUGAAUGUAAUGAGUGUGGGAAAGCCUUUCGUACAAGUGUACACCUCAGUACACACCAGAAAACUCAUACAGGUGAGAAACCCUUUAAGUGUAGUGAAUGUGGGAAAGGCUUCAGCCAGAGGGAAAAUCUUAUUAAACAUCAGACAACUCAUACUGGGGAGAAACCCUUUGAAUGUGAUGUUUGUAAGAAAGCCUUUAGGCAGAGAGCACACUUGGUAUCUCAUCAGAGAACUCAUACUGGAGAGAAACCCUUUGAAUGUACUGAGUGUGGGAAAGCCUUUGGUGAGAAGCGAACCCUUAAUAGACAUCAGAAAACUCAUGCUGGAGUGAAACCCUUUACAUGCAACGAAUGUAAGAAAACCUUCAGCCGAAGGACAGGCCUUAUCAUCCAUCAGAGAAUUCAUACUGGACAGAAAGUUUUUGAAUGUAAUGUAUGCAGGAAAUCCUUCAGUGAGAGGAAAAAUCUACUUUCUCAUCAGAAAGCUCAUACUAGAGAAAAACCUUUUGAGUGCAAUGAAUGUGGGCAAACCUUCAGUAAGAAUGAGAUGCUUGAAAUUCACCAGAAAAUUCAUGCUGGGAAGAAACCCUUUACAUGUGAUGAAUGUGGGAAAGGUUUCGUGAGGAACUCAUACCUUAUUAGACAUCAGAGAACUCACACUGGAGACAAACCUUUUAAGUGUAAUGAAUGUGGGAAAAGAUUUGUCCAGAAGGUACACUUCCUUUAUCAUCAGAGAAUUCAUACUAAAACAAAAAAUUUUGAAUGUAGUGAGUGUAAAAAAGCCUUUGGUGACAAGGUACUCCUUAGUAGACACGAGAAAACUCAUUCUGGAGUGAAACCUUUUAAAUGUAAUGAAUGUAAGAGAGCCUUCAGCCAAAGGACAAGCCUUAUUAUCCAUCAGAGAUCUCAUACUGGAGAGAAACCCUUUCCAUGCAAUGAAUGUGGAAAAUUUUUCACCCAGAAGACAGUUCUUAUUACUCAUCAGAAAAUUCAUACUGGAGAGAAACCUUUUAGAUGCAAUGAAUGUGGGAAAAGUUUCAUCCAAAAGGUAGUCCUUCUUAACCAUCAGAGAACUCAUACUGUAGAAAAACCUUUGACUUGUAGUGAAAAAGUAGAAACCUCCAGUAAUAGUACCCUAAAUACCCCAAUAAUACCCCAAAGCCAACAGAAAGUUCAUUCUGGAGAGAAACGAUUUUGUUGUGGUGAAUGCGGUAAAGGCUUCUGCUGGAGAGCAAACCUUAUUAGACACCGGAAAAUUCACACUGGAGAGAAACCCUUUGAAUGUAAUGAAUGUGGGAAAGCCUUCAUUGAAAAGAAUUACCUUGUUGCCCAUCAGAGAAUUCAUACUGGAGAGAAGCCCUAUGAAUGUAAUGAAUGUGGGAAAGCCUUCAGCCGAAGAACAAACCUUAUUACCCAUCAAAGAAUUCAUACUAAAGAGAAACCUUUCCCGUGUAACGAAUGUGGAAAAGCCUUCAGUAGGGGUAAAGCCCUCAAAAAGCAUCAGAGAAUUCAUACUGGAGAGAAAUACUUUGAAUGUAAUGUAUGCAAGAAGGGCUUCAAUCAUAGGGGACACCUGGUUUCUCAUCAGAGAACGCAUAAGAGAGGGAAACCUUUCUCAUGUGAUCAGUGUGGGAAAAUCUUCAGUCGAAGGACAGUCCUUGUUAGACAUCAAAAAACUCAUUCUGGAGAGAAACCAUUCUCAUGUAGUGAAUGUGGGAAAGCCUUCGGUGAAAGUGAAACCCUCAAAAGGCAUUGGAGAGUUCAUACUGGAGAGAAACCCUUUGAAUGUAAUGUAUGUAAGAAAGCCUUUAGUCAGAAGGGACACCUGCUUUCCCAUCAGAGAACUCAUACUGCAGUGAAACCCUUUGAAUGUAAUGAACAUGAGAAAAUCUCCAGUGAGAAGGAUCAUCUUAUUACCCACCAGAAAACUCAUACUGGGGUAAAACCUUUCACAUGUCUUGAAUGUGGGGAAGCCUUCAGUGAGAGUAAAGACCUCAAAAAACAUCAGAGAACUCAUAGUGGAGAGAAAUCUUUCACAUGUAGUGAAUGUGGGAAAGCCUUCAGUGAGAGUGAGGCCCUCAAAAAGCAUCAGAAAAUUCAUACUGGAGAGAAAUCCUUUGAAUGUAGUAUAUGUAAGAAAGCCUUUAGUCAGAAGGAACACCUGAUUUCUCAUCAGAAAACUCAUAUUGGAGUGAACUUCUUUGAAUGUAUUGAAUGUGAGAAAACCUUCAGUGAGAAGGAUCAUCUUAUUAUCCAUCAGAAAACCCAUAGUGGGGCAAAACCUAUCACAUGUCUUGAAUGUGGGGAAGCCUUCAGUAAGAGUAAAGAUCUCAAAAAACAUCGGAGAACUCAUAGUGGAAAGAAAUCUUUCAUGUGUAGUGAAUGUGGGAAAGCCUUCGGUGAAAGUGAGGCCCUCAAAAAGCAUCAGAAAAUUCAUACUGGAGAGAAACCCUUUGAAUGUAGUGUAUGUAAGAAAGCCUUUAGUCAGAAGGAACAUCUGAUUUCUCAUCAGAAAACUCAUGUUGGAGUGAACUUCUUUGAAUGUAUUGAAUGUGAAAAAACCUUCAAUGAGAAGGAUCUUCUUAUUACCCAUCAGAAAACCCAUACUAGGGUAAAACCUUUCACAUGUCUUGAAUGUGGGGAAGCCUUCAGUGAGAGUAAAGAACUCAGAAAACAUCAGAGAGCUCAUCGUGGAGAGAAAUCUUUCACAUGUAGUGAAUGUGGGAAAGCCUUCAGUGAGCGUGAAGCCCUCAAAAAGCACCGGAGAGUUCAUGCUGGAGAGAAGCCCUUUGAAUGUAAUGUAUGUAAGAAAACCUUUACUCAGAAGGAACACCUGAUUUCUCAUCAAAAAACUCAUACUGCAGUGAAACUCUUUGAAUGUAAUGAAUGUGGGAAAAUUUUCAAUGAGAAGGAUAGUCUUAUUACUCAUCAGAGAACUCAUAAUGGAGAGAAAUCUUUCACAUGUCUUGAAUGUGGAAAAGCUUUCAAUGAGCAUAAAGCCCUCAGAAAGCAUCAGAGAAUUCAUACUGGAGGAAAAUCCUUUGGUGAGAAGGAACACCUUAUCACACACCAGACAACCCAUACUGGAGAGAAAGCCUUUGAGUGUAGUGAAUGUGAGAAAAGCUUCAGCCGGAGGGAAAAUCUUGUUAGACAUCAGAUAAUUCAUACUGGGGAGAAAUCUUUUGAACGUAACAAAUAUAGGAAAUCUUUCAGCCAGAGGAUGCACUUCAUUUAUCAUCAGGGAAUUCAUGCUGGAAAGAAACCCUUUGAAUGUACUGAGUGUGGGAAAGCCUUUAGUGAGAAGCGAACCCUUAAUAGACAUCAGAAAACUCAUACUGGAGUGAAACCCUUUAAAUGUAAUGAAUGUAAGAAAGCCUUCAGCCGAAGGACAAUCCUUAUUAUCCAUCAGAGAACUCAUACUGGAGUGAAACCUUUCAUAUGUAAUGAAUGUGGUAAAGCCUUCAGCCAAACAGGACAUGUCAUCCGACACCAGAGAACUCAUACUGGAAUGAAGCCCUUUGAAUGUAAUGAAUGUGGGAAAUCCUUCAGUGAGAAGGAUCAUCUUAUUACCCAUCAGAGAUCUCAUACUGGAGAGAAACCCUUUGCAUGUAAUGAGUGUGGGAAAGCCUUUAGCCGAAGGACAAUCCUUAUUACCCAUCAGAGAACCCAUACUGGAGUAAAACCCUUUGAAUGUAAGGAAUGUAGGAAAGCUUUCAGCCAGCGGGGACACCUCAUUUAUCAUCAGAGAAUUCAUACCGGAGAGAAGCCCUUUGAAUGUAACGAAUGUGGAAAAGCCUUUAGCUGGAGGGCAAACCUACUUACUCAUCGUAGAACUCAUACUGAAGUGAAACCUUUUGCCUGUAAAGAAUGUGGGAAAACUUUCAUUGAGAGGCAAACCCUUUUUAGACAUAAGAGGACUCAUGCUUCACCAAAAUCCUGUUCAGUGUAAUGAACAGGGGUAGGUUUUUGGUGAGAGGCAGGCCAUCGUCAGACAGAAGAGAAAGAACACAGAACUGAUUUCCUUUGAUUUGUCAUUAAUAUGGCAAAGCCUUUAGUGAGAAGAAAGUACCAAAAAGCCACCAAAGAUCUCGUACUGGAGAGAAAGGGUCCUGUUCCAGGUAGUGUUAGGACAUGUGACAAGAUGGCCUGGUUGAAAGGUGACUGACUGCAUAUAUUAUACUAGUGCAGUUUGCACUCAUUCAUCAGUCAAGACUUCUAUCUGCCUUUCCUGCCCCAACCUAUUUGCUGACUUCCAAUUCACAUUUCCAACUGCCUUUCGACACCUCAAACUGCUUGUCCAGUAGACAUCUUAAACUGAACAUCUCCAAGACACAACUCAUCUUUCCCUCUAAACUCUUCCCCCACCUGCUUUCCCUGUUGUCCAUCCACCCAUCUCUCAGGCUCACAACCUAGGAGUCAUCUUGAACUUACUCUUUCACACACACCCCCAUGUCCCAAUCUAUUGCUAAGGCCUGUUGAUUUCACUUCUGUAACAUUUCAUAUAUGCUUACUUCUCUCUUCUGAUACUGCCACCACUAUAGUGCAGACCCUCAUCACCUCAGACCUGGACUAUUGCAA
Molecule: messenger RNA, 6072 nt
Organism: Vombatus ursinus (common wombat)
Lineage: Eukaryota; Metazoa; Chordata; Mammalia; Diprotodontia; Vombatidae
Product: zinc finger protein 850-like
Exons: 3
Coding region: 131-5443 (1770 amino acids)
Biological process (GO): negative regulation of transcription by RNA polymerase II; regulation of cytokine production; regulation of immune system process
Source: RefSeq, a predicted model, not a curated record